GCAGACUGCGUAUACAGCAACGUACGAACGAGUUGUGGGGCGAGUGGCCGGCAGCGCACGGACGCUUCAGAGAUCAAUCUUCCGCGCCUCGCCAUGCAGCGCUACGCCAUGGCGCUGACCUUUUACGCGCUCUGGGUCGGCUCCAUCUUUCUCUUUCAAGGCGCCGUGCUCACACUUCUCUGGAGUGCACACUACCGGUGGCAUGUCGUCGCCUUCUACGUCGCGUACGCCUCGUGGCGCUACCUCUCACCUCUCGACACGUGGCCGCUCGCGCAGCGUUGGAUGUUGCGCAUGAACGCAGCGUGCCAGUACUUUCCGUCGCGGGCCGUGGUCUUUGAGAAGGGUGCCACCGCGCCGCCGCCCGACACGAAGGCCAUGCUGGCCUACCACCCCCAUGGCAUCCUUGCCUGCGGCUGGGUCGCCAACGGCUUUGCCGACUCCGUGUUUGCGCCGUCCCAGAUUUCCUGGCUUGUCUCGGAGCUGCUCUUUCUCAUGCCACCGAUCGCCAACAUCAUCUCGUGGUUUGGCUGCGGUCCCGUGCACCGCGUGAACUUUGAGGCGCUUGCAAAGCGGGGUCGCAACCUCGCGCUCAUUCCCGGCGGGUUCGAAGAAGCGACCAUCUACGCCUUUGGAAAGCACCGCGUGUAUCUCAAGGAGCGCAAGGGCUUUAUCAAGCUCGCGCUCCAGUACGGCUACAAGGUCUACCCAGUCUACACAUUUGGGGAAGAGCGCACGUAUCUCGCUUUCCAGCCAGGUCUGCGUUUUCGCCUCGCGCUCAACCGGUUUAAAUUGCCCGGCGCGCUCUUCCGAGGCCUCUGGUGGUGCUUCUUCCUCCCGUUUGCGUCACAGACAAUGACAACGGUGGUUGGUGCGCCGAUGCAGCUACCGACGCUGCCGUCGCCGACGCCGGACGAUGUGCGCAAGUACCACGACGCGUACAUGGAAGCCCUCAACGCGCUGUUUGAGCGCCACAAGGCAGCGUACGCCCACGACCCCAACGAGACGCUGACGUUCUUUUAACGAACGAGUCCAGGCACGGUAUAGCUGUCCUCGCAACACCGAGACUUCACAAGAGAUGUCCCGCUCUUGGCUGCUAAAUGUCUUGCUACUCGGC
Molecule: messenger RNA, 1114 nt
Organism: Saprolegnia diclina VS20
Lineage: Eukaryota; Oomycota; Saprolegniomycetes; Saprolegniales; Saprolegniaceae
Exons: 3
Coding region: 94-1020 (308 amino acids)
Biological process (GO): triglyceride biosynthetic process
Cellular component (GO): endoplasmic reticulum membrane
Molecular function (GO): diacylglycerol O-acyltransferase activity
Source: RefSeq, a predicted model, not a curated record